UCCAUUAAAUUAGGGAAAAAGAAGAGAGAGAGAGUACUGGUAUUGUUCAUGUUUAGGCUGUUUAACUUGAGCUUUGCUUCAUUCAUUCACUCCUUCAUUGACACCCGCCUUUUUCGUACCCCCCUCAUCAUUUCCCCGUGUUACUCUCUUUCUCUCUCUGCAUAUACAUAUAGGUCUGUGUAUGUAUAUAUCACUAUAUAAAUUUUUGUGUGUCUGUGUUCCAAAGCUUUGUUGCCUAUAUAUAAAAGCCCCAAGGAAGAAGAGAACAAGAUGAUACCUGAGAAUUUGGAAUUCUCUUGUUCUGUUCUUCUGUCUAAGAAUACAAAAGGCAUGAUUAGUUUCUCUCUUUAAACACGAAACAGAUCAGGGGAUGCGGUUCCUUCAUUUGCCGUUGCUGCAACGAGAUUUGCAGCGAACCCGUUGAUGAAGAUGAAGAAGAUCUUCGUUUCUCAGUUGGUUCUCUUCAUUGCUCUGUCAACUUGUAUCGGCUUCAUUUCAGCUCAUUCACACCCCAGAGAUCGUCUCAAGUUCAUCUUAGGAGAAGAGAAUUUGGGGUCUUGGAAGAAUGGAAUCUUGAAUGCGGCAGCUGCACAAGCACCGGGGCCUGCAAGUGAUGGAUCAGUGACCACACUAGUGUUGGCAGAGCACAGGACAAAUAGGCCCGAUAUUCUUCAUGGUUUUCGGCGGUAUCGAGGCGGAUGGGACAUUUCCAAUAAGCAUUACUGGGCUUCUGUUGGAUUUACAGGUGCUGCGGGUUUUAUUCUUGCUGUUCUAUGGUUUGUUUCUUUCGGCUUGGCUCUUGUAGUACAUCAUUGCUGUGGAUGGAGAAUAGAUAUUAAAGGCAAAGAAUCACGGUGCUCACAAAGGAUAUGUCUGGUACUGCUGAUUGUCUUCACGUGUGCAGCAGCGGUUGGAUGUAUUGUUCUAUCAGUUGGGCAGGAUGAAUUUCAUGAUGAAGCAUUACAUACUCUGAAUUAUGUUGUAAACCAGUCAGACUACACUGUUCAGACGCUGAGAAAUGUGACGGCCUAUCUAUCACUUGCAAAGACUGUUAAUGUGGCCCAUGUAUUCCUUCCUUCUGAUGUCAUGGAUGGCAUUGACAAGUUGAAUGCAGACCUAAAUACUGCAGCAGAUACACUGGGACAAAAAACAAAUGAAAAUUCUGGCAAAAUAAGAAGAGUCUUCAAUAAUGUGCGAUCUGCAUUGAUCACUGUUGCAGUAGUGAUGCUUCUCGUAUCUCUUUUGGGUCUUGUCCUGUCUAUCCUUGGGUACCAACACGCAGUUCAUGUAUUCAUCGUUAGCGGAUGGUUACUUGUGGCAGUUACAUUCAUUCUGUGUGGGGUUUUUAUGAUUCUCAACAGUGCAAUUUCAGACACCUGCAUGGCCAUGGGGGAAUGGGUGGAUAAUCCCCAGGCGGAAACUGCCCUUAACAACAUCCUUCCAUGUGUUGACCAAAAAACCACAAACCAGACGUUGGUCAAGAGUAAACAAGUCAUAAAUGACAUUGCAAAUAUUGUCAAUGGCUUUAUAGACACCUUUGCCAACUCAAAUCCACAUUCUCAGAGCGAUCCUAAUUAUUUUAACCAGUCAGGGCCUCCUAUGCUACAUCUCUGUUAUCCAUAUGACAAUCAACUGCAAGAUCGCGAAUGUUCAUCCCAAGAAGUUUCUAUGGCAAAUGCUUCUCUGGUUUGGCAGAAUUACACUUGCACAGUGUCAGCGUCUGGGUUUUGCACUAGUGUUGGGAGGUUGACCCCAGACAUGUACGGGCAAUUGGUGGCAGCAGUUGACAUAAGCUAUGCUCUUGAACACUACACCCCACCUUUGCUUAAUCUCCAGAACUGUAAUUUUGUACGAGAUACCUUUCACAAUAUCACCUCGGAUUACUGUCCUCCAUUGGAGCACCAUCUCCGCGUUGUAAACGCAGGACUGACUCUUAUAUCAGUAGGGGUCAUGCUCUGUCUCGCCCUUUGGAUGCUAUAUGCAAACCGCCCCCAAAGGGAGGAAGUGUUUGCGAAGCUUUCCUUACGAAUAAAAGGCAGCUGCAAAGGCAACAACACUCGCAGCAACGAUGUAUCAUCAAGAUGCACAACACCAAGGAGUGAAGUUUAGAUUAGAAUCCAUAUUUGUAUGGAGUUGUUUAAACCUUUGUUACAGGCAGAAGCCAAGCUAGGGGGCGAAGCACCAUUGAGCUUUGGGCUGCUAGCCAUUUUAUUGUAUGCUCUUCUUAUCGCUCUAUAAUAGUAAAGAUGGAAGUUGUUUCUGUCAUUUGUUAUUUUGGGUGGAUUCGAUCAGUUUAUAUCUUUAUUGACAUGC
Molecule: messenger RNA, 2313 nt
Organism: Ilex paraguariensis (yerba mate)
Lineage: Eukaryota; Viridiplantae; Streptophyta; Magnoliopsida; Aquifoliales; Aquifoliaceae
Source: the annotation of a GenBank genome assembly